Messenger RNA from Thalassophryne amazonica, 3944 nucleotides. RefSeq names its product insulin receptor substrate 2b (gene irs2b). The record is from RefSeq and is a predicted model, not a curated record. Gene Ontology annotation, molecular function: phosphatidylinositol 3-kinase binding; insulin receptor binding. Gene Ontology annotation, biological process: insulin receptor signaling pathway. Gene Ontology annotation, cellular component: plasma membrane; cytosol. NCBI's taxonomy places the organism in Eukaryota, Metazoa, Chordata, Actinopteri, Batrachoidiformes, Batrachoididae.
UGUGUAGUUCGUCACACGCCGUUUCCCCUCCACGGUGCCGGACGGCAGCAGCAGACAUGUGUUAUUUAUCGCUCAGCUGUAGAAGACAAAUACCGGCUGUGGAAACGAAGGCUUAAAAGAAUUAGAGGAAAUUAAAGGAGCAGCUGUGCGGAGAAAAAAAAAAAAAAAAGAAGAAGUAGUAGUAGAAGAAGAAGGCGCGUUUUUUGCUGCUGUUGUUGAUUAGAAUGGCGAGUCCGCCGCCGACGGGAGAGCAGCCGAACGCCACCAACACUGUCAAGAAAUGCGGCUAUUUGAAGAAGCAAAAACACGGACACAAGCGGUUUUUCGUGCUGAAAGAAGCCGGGGAGGAAUUCCCGGCGCGGCUGGAGUACUACGAGAGCGAGAAGAAAUGGAAAAACAAAUCGGCCGCCAAGAGAGUUCUUCCUCUGGACUCCUGUCUGAACAUCAACAAGCGGGCGGACGCCAAGUACAAAUAUCUGAUCGCACUUUACACCAAGGAUGAGUACUUUGCGGUGGCGGCUGAAAACGAGCACGAGCAGGAGAGCUGGUACCGGUUUCUGACGGAUUUAAUGGGGAAAGUCUAUGAAGGCGGAGCGGCGGCGGCGGCGUCCAGCUCCGCGUCCUCACUCGUUGGCUUAGACGAGGCGAGUUACGGCUCCAUGACGCCGGUUACCGCCGCCUACAAGGAGGUCUGGCAGGUCACCCUCAAGUCCAGAGGGCUGGGACAGAGCAGGAACCUAACCGGGGUGUACAGACUUUGUCUCUCCAGUCGGACCAUCAGCUUCGUCAAACUGAACUCGGAGGUCGCCUCCGUCAUUUUGCAGCUGAUGAACAUCCGGAGGUGCGGCCACUCCGACAGCUUUUUCUUCAUCGAGAUCGGCCGGUCGGCGGCCAUCGGGCCCGGGGAGUUGUGGAUGCAGGCUGACGAUUCGGUUGUGGCGCAAAACAUCCACGAAACCAUCCUGGAGGCGAUGAAAGCCAUGAAGGAGUUGUCGGAGUUCCGUCCGCGCAGCAAGAGCCAGUCGUCUGGCACCAACCCGAUCUCCGUGCCCACGCGGCGGCACCUCACCCACCUUCCGCCCAGUCAGACCGGGUUGCCCCGCCGUUCGCGCACCGACAGCACAUCUGCCACCUCCCCCGUUAGCAAGAUCGCCUCCUGCCGCAUCCGCGCAGCCAGCGAGGGCGACGGCACCAUGACACGCCCCAUGUCCGUGACAGGGAGCCCCCUCAGCCCGGGGGUCCACAGGACCCUCCUGAGCAGAUCCCACACCAUCACAGCCCGCCCCAGUCGGACAUUUGAGUCAUCGUCCCUCCAGCACAGUAAGUCCAUGUCCAUGCCUCUGUCUCAUUCCCCACCCGUACCCGCGCCCAGCCCGGUGUCCUCCUGCCCGGACACCAGCGCCCCCCGCCCCUCAAGCUGCAGCGCCUCCUUUUCGGGGUCCCCCAGUGAUGCCGGUUUCAUUUCAUGUGAGGAGUACAGCUCCAGCCCAGCUGAAGCUCGGGACCUCAGGCUACCUCUCGCUCUCCGCAGCAACACUCCCGAAUCCCUCACCGCGGACACCCCCCCAUCUCGGGAUGGGAGUGAGCUGGAUGGCUACAUGGUAAUGGAGCGGCAGAGUCAGAAUGGUUAUCGCUGGUUACCAGAGCUGGACAUGGCUUAUCGGAAGCGAACGUACUCCCUCACUACCCCCUGCCGGCAAAGGGGACUCCCCCAAGUGUCUUCAGCCUCCCUGGAUGAGUACACGUUGAUGAGAGCCACUUACAACACUCGCAGGUGUCACGCCGCCUCUCCCAAGGGAGCGUAUCCUGAGGACGUAUCCUACAGGGACAGUGGUUAUAUGCCGAUGAUGCCAGGUGUGGCACCUCAGUCGGCGAGGAUGAAGGACGAUGCCUACAUGCCCAUGAGCCCCAUGUGUGUUUCUGCUCCAAAGCAGAUCAUCAACCCCCACGGACACCCCUCUCCAGCAGCGCUGCCCGUGCAGACAGAUUUCUCUGGGAGUGCAUCUCUGGAGGACAGUGGCUAUAUGCGCAUGUGGUGUGGAACGAAAAUGUCAGUCGAGAGCAACGAUGGCAAAGUUACUAACGGAGAGUAUCUGAACAUGUCUCCCGUCGACCCUCUGGUGUCUCUCACACCCCCGGACUACAUUCUCAGCCCCGUGGGAGGAGAUCCCCGCCCCCCUCAACAGCAUCACAGACAGCCUUAUUCGUGGAGCUCUUUACCCCGCUCCCUUAAAGGCCCGUUGCAGCGCAGCGGGCACACGGACACAGACCAGUACGUGGUGAUGAGUUUACAAAAACACCCGAUAGCAGAGGAGACCAAUUACUGCUCUGUUUCUCCGGGUCCACCUGGAGCUUCUUCCUCUGGUCCAUCUCCUCUUAGAGCGACUCGGAUAGAUGGGGGUCUCUCGCACCGGGGCAGGGCGACUCGACCGACUCGCCUGGCUUUGGAGUCUUUAAGAAUCCUGCCAUGCAUGAGUGAACACCCGCUUCCUUCAGAGCCACGCAGCCCGGGCGAGUACAUCAAAAUAGACUUCAGCGGCGCUGCACAAAACCCAAAAGCAUCCACUUUGUCAGAGAUCCCCGAGUUCUUGCUCAGUGAACAGCCAAGGUCUUCUCCACUCUCAGACUAUGUUAAUAUUGAUGUCAGCUUGGAUCAGCGUGAAGGUUCCUCUCCCUCGGAGUACCCCAGACUGCUGACCGCCCGCCAGGAUGCUCACGGAGCUGAUGAGGGUAAAAUUAUAGAGGGAGACUCGGAGGAGAGGGGGAGAGUGGAGGAGUACCCCUUUCAACAGCAGGUGAGCCUUGCAGUUCCAGCUGCUCCAGUCAAGGAUGACUACACCGAGAUGACUUUCAGUGCGCUUGCCCCUCUUCCUCCCCUUUCCACCAGCCCUGCUGCAUGUGUGCAGAGACUCAGUCUGGACAAUAUUGUUGACGCCGUACCCUCUGGGCCAGUUGACUCUUUUCUCUUAGGUGGUCCCUUAUUGUCCGUCACCCUCAUGGACCCACACAGAGGGGCUAAAGUGAUCCGUGCAGACCCUAAAGGGCGCCGGCGGCACAGCUCAGAGACCUUCUCCUCCACCACUACCGUUACCCCCGUGUGCCCCUCUUUUGCCCGUGACCCCAAAAGGCACAGCUCUGCCUCUGUGGAGAACGUGUCUCACCCCGUUUGCCACUCCGACAGCCCCGAGGAGGAAUACGGCAGCAACAGCCCCAUGUGCAGGGAGACGUCUGCCGGUUACCAGAAUGGACUGAACUACAUUGCCUUAAACCUGAUGGAGGGAGGCCUGGCGGGGUGCAGGUUAGGGGGCUGCGACAGCCUGCUGGCCUUUAAGACGUCUUGUGGCUGCAAGGGAGGCGUGAAUGGCUUCAGCACAAACCCGUACGCCACCUUGGGCUUCAAGGAGACUGCCACUGCUGUUAAAGAAUGAAGAAUGACUGCUCCUUUUCACCCCGCCUCCCUCGCCUUUUCCUGCAAAAGAGGGGUUGUGAGGAGGUUGCCACGUCGACAGCUGGACCUUGGCACUGCAUCAGACGUCAUUUAACCUCUACGCCCCCAUUAGGGGUCAUGGUGACUGCAAUCACCACAGCAACAUGGACUCUCUUGACCCUUUCCCCAAAUCUUCCCUCCGCUUGUCUUGGCACCCAAACAUCCAGGCGUCACCGCUGCUGCUGUACUAGAUUUUUCAAAAAUACCUUAAAGUGGACUCUUAACACUUAACAGUAAUUAUUUAUCUGUGUGUGUGUGUGUGUGUGUGUGUAGGCCGACAUGAUGUUUUGUUCAUUGCAAUUCAUGUUUGUAAAAAAAAUUAAUAAUUCAUACACUUUCACCUGGUCGUCUGGAUUCAAAGCCAGAUACUCUCAACUAAAAUCCUGUGAACCAAACCUGGACAAAAUGUGUACACAUACAGCUGCGUGCAAAGGUUUUUGUACACGUAGGAAAAUUC